Molecule: messenger RNA, 5795 nt
Organism: Pungitius pungitius (ninespine stickleback)
Lineage: Eukaryota; Metazoa; Chordata; Actinopteri; Perciformes; Gasterosteidae
Gene: slit1b
Product: slit homolog 1b (Drosophila)
Biological process (GO): axon guidance
Molecular function (GO): Roundabout binding; calcium ion binding; heparin binding
Source: RefSeq, a predicted model, not a curated record
GGGAGUUUGGGGGGGGGGGGAGGAUGGGAAAGGAGUGGACGCCUGCUGGGGGGAGCCGGGGUGGAUCCGGGUCAGCGGGCUGGAGGACGGCUCUGCGGACCAUGCUGGCGUGCGGCGUGCUGCUGGUGGCCGGGCGGGGGGGCGUGGAGGCGUGCCCCCCCUGCAGCUGCCUGGGGACCACGGUGGACUGCCACGGCCUGGGGAUCCACUCCGUCCCCCGGGACAUCCCCAGAGGGACCGAGAGGCUCGACCUGAACGGGAACAACCUGACGCUCGUCACCAAGGCCGACUUCUCGGGCCUGAAGCACCUGCGAGUCCUGCAUCUGAUGGAGAACCAGAUCAGUAACGUGGAGAGGGGAGCCUUUGAUGAGCUGAAGGAGCUGGAGAGACUUCGCCUCAACAAGAACCAUCUCAGCCAACUUCCAGAGCUGCUGUUUCAGAAGAACGGAGGCCUGUCUCGACUGGACCUGAGUGAGAACCGCAUCCAGGCGAUCCCGAGGAGAACCUUCAGAGGAGCCGCGGACCUCAAGAACCUUCAGCUGGAUAAGAACCACAUCAGCUGCAUCGAGGAGGGCGCCUUCAGGGCCCUGAGAUCCCUGGAAGUUCUCACGCUGAACAACAACAACAUCAGCAGCAUCCCCGUCUCCAGCUUCAACCACAUGCCCAAGCUGCGCACCUUCCGCCUCCACUCCAACUCCCUGCGCUGCGACUGUCACCUGGCCUGGUUGUCUCCAUGGUUACGGCAGCGGGCGGCGUUGGGCCUCUACACCCAGUGCAGCUCGCCUCCCACGCUGAGGGGCCUCAACCUCGCCGAGCUGCGCAAGAGCGACUUCGCCUGCUCAGGCGGCGGCGCCGGCGGCUCCGCCUUCGUGCAGCCGUGCAGCCUGGCGUCCGGCUCCUGCCCGCCCAUGUGCUCCUGCAGCAACAACAUCGUGGACUGCCGGGGGAGGGGCCUCACCGCCAUCCCCGCCCACCUGCCCGAGGCCAUGAGCGAGAUUCGUUUGGAGCAGAACGGCAUCAAGUCGGUUCCUCCGGGCGCCUUCACCUCCUACAAGAAGCUCCGCCGGAUAGACCUCAGUAACAACCAGAUAUCUGAGAUCGCUCCCGACGCUUUCCACGGCCUCCGAGCCCUCAACUCCCUGGUCCUGUACGGUAAUAAGAUCACGGAGCUGCCCGGCGGCGUGCUGGACGGCCUGGUCUCCCUGGAGCUGCUGUUGCUGAACGCCAACAAGAUCCACUGCAUCCGAGCCGCCGUCUUCAAGGACCUGGAGAACUUGGCUCUUCUGUCGCUCUACGACAACAAGAUCCAGAGUCUGGCCAAAGGCACCUUCAGCUCCCUGCGCAGCAUCCAGACGCUCCACCUGGCCCAGAACCCCUUCGUGUGUGACUGUAAUGUCAAGUGGCUCGCCGACUUCCUCCGGUCCAACCCCAUCGAGACCAGCGGCGCUCGCUGCGCCAGCCCGCGGCGCCUCGCCAACAAGCGCAUCGCUCAGAUCAAGAGCAGCAAGUUCCGCUGCUCCGCCAAGGAGCAGUACCACAUCCCAGGUGCAGGAGACCGGCGUCUGAGCUACGAGUGCAACAUCAAGCCCGUGUGUCCCGCCAAGUGCCGCUGUGAGGCCAACGUGGUGGACUGCUCCAACCUGCGCCUCACCAAGUUCCCCCAGCACCUGCCCCCCUCCACCGAAGAGCUGCGCCUCAACAACAACGACCUCUCGGUGCUGGAGGCCACCGGAGCCUUCAAGGGCCUGACGCAGCUAAAGAAAAUUAACCUGAGCAACAAUAAGAUCUCAGAGAUCGAGGACGGCGCCUUCGAGGGCGCCUCGUCUGCGAUGGAGCUUCACCUGACGGCCAACCACCUGGAGUCCGUGAGAGGCGGCAUGUUCAAAGGCAUGGAGGGUCUCCGCAUGCUGAUGCUGAGGAACAACAAGAUCAGCUGCCUCCAUAACGGCAGCUUCUCGGGUCUGAGCAGCGUGCGGCUGCUCUCCCUCUACGACAACCAGCUGAGCUCCAUCCUGCCCGGCGCCUUCGACACGCUGCCCAACCUGUCCACGCUGAACCUUCUGGCCAACCCGUUUAACUGCGACUGCCGCCUGUCCUGGUUGGGGGCGUGGCUUCGGAGCCGGCGCAUCGUGACGGGGAACCCCCGCUGCCGAGGCCCCGCCUUCCUGCGCGAGAUCCCGCUGCAGGACGUGGCCGUCCCCGACUUCCGCUGCGAGGACGGUUCCGUCCCAGAGGACAGCAGCUGUGCUCCGGGGCCGCAGUGUCCCGCCCAGUGCACCUGCACGGAGACGGUGGUCCGCUGCAGCAACAAACACCUGCAGGCUCUGCCCCGAGGACUCCCCCGCAACGUCACCGAGCUGUAUCUGGAUGGAAACCAGUUCACCAGCGUUCCUCAGGAUUUGGCCACUUUCAAAUACCUGCAGCUCGUCGAUCUGAGCAACAACAAAAUCAGCUCCCUGUCGGAUGACUCCUUCUCCAACAUGAGCCAGCUCACCACCCUGAUCCUCAGCUACAACUCUCUGCGCUGCCUCCCCCCCCUGGCGCUGGGGGGCCUGCGAUCUCUGAGGCUGCUUUCUCUCCAUGGCAACGACAUCUCCGAGCUGCAGCGGGGCAUCUUCAGCGACGUGGCCUCCCUGUCUCACCUAGCGAUCGGAGCCAACCCCCUGUACUGUGACUGCCGCCUGCGCUGGCUGUCCGACUGGGUGAAGAGCGGCUACAAGGAGCCGGGCAUCGCGCGCUGCGCCGGGCCGCCCCCCCUGGAGGGCAAGCUGCUGCUCACCACGCCCGCCGACCACUUCCUGUGUCAGGGUCCGGUGGAGGCGUCCGUGCAGGCUAAAUGCAGCCCGUGUGUCACGUCUCCCUGCCAGAACCAGGGCGUGUGUCAGGUCCACCCCACCGAGCCGUACACCUGUGCCUGCAAGUCCGGCUUCACGGGUAAACACUGCGAGACUCCAGUCGACGCUUGUGUCAGUAACCCGUGCACCAACGGAGGAAUCUGCAUCAGUGACGAGCAGACGAGAGGAUUCAGCUGCGCGUGUGCGUUCGGCUUCCACGGCACCUUCUGCGAGGUGAACGUGGACGACUGUCAGGACCACGGGUGCGAGAACGGCGCCACCUGCGUGGACGGCGUGGGCAACUACACCUGCCUGUGUCCACCUGACCACACAGGUCUGCUGUGUGAGGAAGAGGAGGGCGUGUGUUCUCCAGGUAGAAACCCCUGUCAGCAUCAGUCCACCUGCAUCAGCACCCCUACCAGCGCCAGGUGUGUGUGCAUUCCGGGCUGGGUGGGGCCUGACUGCAGUAUAGAUUAUAACGAGUGUGUGGAUCACCGCUGUAAGAACGGAGCCCAGUGCGUCGACCACCUGGACGGGUACAGCUGCGUCUGUACGCAGGGAUACAGCGGCGAGUUCUGCGAGGAGCCCCUCCCCCCGCCGUCGCUCUGCCAGCCGGCGGCGUGUGAGAACGGCGCCCCCUGCGUGCAGGAGGGCGGCGCGGCGCUCUGCCGCUGCCUGCCCGGCUUCGAGGGUCGCCGCUGUGAGAAGCUGGUCGGCGUCAACUUCGUGGACGGCGACUCCUACGUCCAGCUCCAAGACGUCAGGAACUGGCCUCAGGCCAACAUCACCCUGCAGGUGUCAACAGCAGAGGAAAACGGCAUCUUGCUCUACAACGGAGACAACGAGCCGAUCGCCGUGGCGCUGCAUCAGGGUCACGUCAGGGUCACGUAUGACCCCGGUAACCAGCCUGCCACGGAUAUCUACAGCACAGAGACGGUGAACGACGGGCAGUUUCACACGGUGGAGCUGGUGACCUUUGACCGGAUGGUGAACCUGUCCGUGGACGGAGGAGAGCCCACGACCUUGGACAGUCAAGGUCGCAGCCGGUCGGGGGAGGCGCCGCUGUACGUGGGAGGGAUGCCCGAGGCGGCCGUGGGCGCCUCGUCGGGUUUCUCCUCGCCGACGCUCAACGUGUCCAGUUUCCACGGCUGCAUCAGGAACCUCUACAUCAACCACGAGCUGCAGGACUUCACCCGCGGCCACAUGAAGCCGGGGGUGGAGCCGGGCUGCCAGGCCUGCCGCGAGCUGCACUGCCUGCACGGCGUCUGCCAGCCCAGCGGCGCCCAGGGCCCCCGGUGUCACUGCCAGUCGGGCUGGACGGGGCGACGCUGCGACCAGCCCACCGCAGCGGAUGAUGUCACCGCGGCAACCGCCCUCAACCCGUGUGACGGCAACAAGUGUGCGAACGGCGCGUGCGUGGCGCUGGACGCGCAGACGUACCGCUGCGACUGCGAUGCGGGGUACCGCGGCGCGCUGUGCAGCCUGCGGGGGGCGGAGACGCAGGCCUCGUGCCGGGGGGGGCGCUGUGGGCGUGGCCAGUGCCAGCAGACGGAGGACGGAGAGCGCUGCGUCUGUGAGCCGGGAUUCACCGGGGAGGGCUGCGACAUAGAGCCCCCGUGUCGAGGCGAGGCGGUGAGAGACUACCACCGCCUGCAGCGCGGCGCCGUGCUGUGCCAGACGGCCAAGCCCUUCUCCUGGGUGGAGUGCAGGGGGCGGUGCCGGGCGGGGGCCCAGCCGCCCGCCGGCCCCGCCCCCUGCUGCGCCCCCCUGAGGGUCCGCCGACGCCGCCUCUCCUUCGAAUGCGACGACGGGACCUCGUUCACGCAGGACGUGGAGAAGCCUGUGGAAUGUGGCUGCAAGGAGUGUGUGUAGACGCAACGUGCGCACACACACACACACACGCGCGCUAUGCUAAGCUAAAGAGCCACACACACUGUAGGGAUUCGCUCACUGACGUUUUGUUAGGUGUGAAUAUGCAGUUAGUAAGUCCACGUUCACGCUCCUCUUCACGCCUUCAGUCCAUCGUUGUUUAAGGCUCGGAACGAAACGUCCUGAAACAAAAGCAGUGGUUUUCGUAGUUUCUCGGCUGAUCUCCGCGAGUCGGAUCAAAACAUCCCGUCGCCAUGGCGCCCGGAUUCUGCUCCUUUAACCCUCCACAAAGGACCUUAUGUCUGAUGUUGGACUUCUAAAUUUGGAGAGGGGGGGUGGGGGACAGGUCCCCAUCGCUGCUCCCUGGGCGUCCUUUAGUCCCCGUUCAGACUGGUGUGUGUUAGUGUGUGUGUGUGUUUUGUAUUUCUAUCUUUGUGAGGACCAGUGUUUGUAGACCUUGAGAAAGAUUUUUCAUCCCCUUCUCAUUUCUUCAAAAGUCUGUUUUAAGGGUUUAAACAUGUUUUUUUUAAUAUUUGAGAUCAUGGUACUGAGCAAGAUGUCUACUACGACCACAUGAAGGUUGUAAAAAAAAGACUUUCACUUUUGUUACUGAUUUCACACCACUUGAUGUCCCCACAAUGACCCACGUAGCUGCUGUGGUGUCCUCACAAGUAUAGUAGCACAGUGUGUGUGUGUGUGUGUGGGGGGGGGUCACUAUAACGAGCUUCAUCACGUGCUUCCUUCUCCGACAGCCAGUGAACGCAUCGCGGAGAUGCCACACAGAAAAGGUAGCUUUUAUAUAUGAUGACAUUUUAUUUAUAUGGAUGUGAAAACUAAAAUAAAAAUGUGUGCUAUUUUGUUUUAACAUGUUUUAAUUGUAACGAGUCUUGAAUCAGAUUCAAAUUAACGUAGCUUUAUUAUUCUGAGUGAAAUACAGUAACAACCUAACAGAUUGUAAUAUAUAUUAUGAGCUUGUGUAUUUUUCUAUGUUGGAGAGGACGUUUCAUCUGUAAAUCUUUGUGUUCAUUUACCAAAAAAAGUGUUUCCAAACCAACAUUGCGUCAUUGAAAAAAAUAAAAAGAUAAAAAAAUA